Molecule: messenger RNA, 879 nt
Organism: Cladocopium goreaui
Lineage: Eukaryota; Dinophyceae; Suessiales; Symbiodiniaceae
Source: the annotation of a GenBank genome assembly
AUGGAGCGUUGGUCAGAUCCAGCUCACUUCAGGGUUGGGGUCAACCUUCCAAGUUCUGUGGAGGAUGGAAUAUCCACCACAAAGAUGAUGACAACGGUCAAUGAGGUGAUGGCGCGUUCACUAAAUCUGAUGAGACUCGGACUAGUUGCAGCUCCGGCGCUAGUUCAAUGUUUCUACAUUCACAGUGUUGGUUUGAUAAGCUGGUUGUUUCGGCUACUCUUGAUCUAUGUCUUGAUGGGAUCGAUUUGCUUCAUUGCGGUCCCGGACCAGCUCUACAACGGGAUGGGAAUGGGUAUGUUUCGCUGGGCAUUUGAAAUUUUCUACCCCGAGAUCGCCCGUUCCAACGGGAGCCUUCAAGAACCUGCAGAGAAGAGCAUUGCUUGCAUAGCAGGAUGCAGGAUAAACAAUCUUCGGAUGAAGCGUGUCAAGCUGAGGUGGCAUGGAUCAGAGAGAUAUUUGUGCCUCAGCCAAGAUGGCUGGGCUGUCACUGGAGAUGAGAAGCAUGCCGUCUCCAUCGAAAUGCAUCAGGUCUACUGGCGUGAUGUGAUGGUCCCCGAUACGUACACUUUGCGCGUCAUGGAUGCGACCUCUGACUUUCAUCAACAUUGGCUGUCCUUCAAGCCUGUCAAUCACCUUCGAUUCGGCGGAUGGUUGGCUGCUUAUUCCCACGAGAGCAAGGCCUCUCCAUACAAGGUGAUAGUGGACACUUCUUGUCCUCCAGAGUCGUGCAAACUCCUUUGUGCGUGGACAGACAUGCUGCCACCUUCCCAAAGAUCCUGUGCAGGCUUUUACAUUGCAGAGCAGAUCUGUGGCAAUCACUUGUACGUGGGGCAUAGUGCAGACAGAGACUCUGCAAUCCUUGAUAUGGUAUUUGAAUGA